This is a messenger RNA of Paraphaeosphaeria sporulosa, 732 nucleotides long. Its product is annotated as ras-domain-containing protein. Gene Ontology annotation, molecular function: GTP binding; GTPase activity. The transcript is spliced from 2 exons. NCBI's taxonomy places the organism in Eukaryota, Fungi, Ascomycota, Dothideomycetes, Pleosporales, Didymosphaeriaceae. Bases 1 to 732 code for a protein of 243 amino acids. The record is from RefSeq and is a predicted model, not a curated record.
AUGGCGGACGCAUCUUCACAGCCGAAACCCAGCAGCAGCGUCAAGCUGGUGCUGCUGGGAGAGGCAGCUGUUGGAAAGUCAUCGCUGGUUAUGCGCUUCGUCAACAACGACUUCCAGGAGAACAAGGAGCCCACGAUAGGAGCCGCUUUCCUUACGCAGAAGUGCAACCUCCCUACGCGAACCAUCAAGUUCGAGAUCUGGGAUACCGCUGGCCAAGAGCGCUUCGCCUCUCUAGCGCCCAUGUACUAUCGCAACGCGCAGGCCGCACUGGUCGUCUACGAUAUCACGAAGCCGUCUUCUCUCACAAAAGCCCAGCACUGGGUCGCCGAAUUACACCGCCAAGCGUCGCCUGGCAUCGUGAUUUCGCUCGUGGGGAACAAGUCCGAUCUGGCGGCGGCAGCGGGCGAAGAGAGCCCGGAAGACGCCGACGCCGCACCGGCAGCAGAGGGCGAGGAAGCGAACGAGGAUGAUGGCACAGACGCGAGGAGAGUUCCCACCAAGACAGCGAAGACAUACGCGGACGAGGAGGGCCUCCUGUUCUUCGAGACGAGUGCCAAGACUGGACAGAACGUUGCAGAGGUCUUCACGGCAAUUGCGAACGCUAUUCCCGAGACGAGCCUCAAGGGCCCGCGAGGUGUUGGCGGACAGACAAACCUCGGCGGCAGGCAGGAAGAGGCGCGGGUGAACUUGGGCGCAACGCCGCAAGGUGCAAAGGAGGGUUGUGCGUGCUAG